This is a messenger RNA of Archocentrus centrarchus (flier cichlid), 3687 nucleotides long. It is a transcript of the gene ankrd24, whose product is annotated as ankyrin repeat domain 24. NCBI's taxonomy places the organism in Eukaryota, Metazoa, Chordata, Actinopteri, Cichliformes, Cichlidae. Gene Ontology annotation, molecular function: actin binding. The transcript has 23 exons. The coding region runs from base 81 to 3437 and encodes 1118 amino acids. The record is from RefSeq and is a predicted model, not a curated record.
GGAGCUUUUAGGAUAGAUGAAACCCCCACCUGGAGCAGGGCCGUCAUCUACAGUGUUUUGACAGAGGCUGUCCAACCAUUAUGAAAAGCCUGAAAGCAAAAUUUAAAAAGACCGAGAGUCAGGACUGGAGUAAGAGUGAUGAAAGGCUUUUGCAAGCUGUGGAACAGAAUGAACCCGAUAAAGUCUCUGCCCUCAUUGUCAAAAAAGGUCUCUGUCCUACCAAGCUGGAUGCUGAGGGCAAGUCAGCGUUUCACCUCUGUGUAUCCCGAGGCCGACUAGAUUGUCUGGAGGUUAUCAUCUCUCACGGAGCAGACAUCAGUGUCACCGAUGGGGCUGGCUUCAGUGCCCUUCACCUUGCAGCCAAAAAUGGCCAGUCUGAGUGCUUAAAGAGACUAUUACAGGAAAGAAUGGCAGUAGAUUGCACAGAUAGCAUUGGUAGGACACCACUUCAUCAUGCAGCGGUCAGUGGCUGCAUGUCCUGCACUGAGACCCUGUGGGACUUUAAAGCCAAUCUGGAUGUGCAGGACAGUGACGGGGCCACCCCUCUUAUAUUAGCAGCCCAGAUGAGUAGAGUGGAGCUGUGUGUCUUUCUGUUGGGUCGAGGUGCAAAAGCAAAUAUACAAGACAAUCAGGGAAGGUCUGCAUUGAUGCUGGCCUGUGAGAGUGAUAGUGUUGAGACUGUAGAAGCUCUGCUGAGAGGCGGGGCCAACACACAGCUGGUUGACAGCCUUGGACACAAAGCUACCGACUACAGCAUAACCACAGGCAACCAACGCAUCAUUCAGAUGUUGCAGGAUGGAGUACCCCCAGUCUCUGAGGGCUCGGGCGAGGAGCCUCCCCAAACCCCCUCAGGUGCUUCAUCAAUGCAAGGGGGGACUACCCCCCGCAAACGGAAAGCUCCUCCACCACCCCGCUCUCCUCUUCAGAUGAAAGGUGCACCACCUUCCCCACAGUCCCAGAGUUCAGCUCCCCCUGCCCACUCUCCUGAGCCCCAUCAGUCUCAGUCCCCAUCUCCCUCUCCCCAGCCUCAAGAAACCCAGCAAUCACCCCAGGCAGAAGACGAGGAGGUGUUUGAGGAGAUUCGCCGGCUACGUCUGGAGAGAGGCCGUCUGCUCCAGAAAAUCAAAGCCUUGGAGCAGCAACAACAGAGUGCCAUCUCUGCCUUGGAGGAGCUUUCCCAGCUAAAGAAACGUCUAGAGGAGGCAGAGGCAGAGAGGGACAAACUGCUUGAGGAGCUGAAGGGGGGGCAUGGUAUUGGGGCCAGUGACUCUGAGGAUAUGGAUGAAAUGCUGGACUUCCCAGAAAAGCUGCUCUCCAAGCGCUCCAGAGCCUCCCCUGCUCAGGAUGAGGCCUCUUCUCAAAACGACACUGACCUAGUCAGCGCCCCUGCAGACCCAGGAGUUGUUGCUGAGCUGCAUAAACAAAUAGAGGAACUUACUUCCCAGAAUGCCGAACUCGUUCUGAAAGUGCAGAUGUUGGAGAUGUUUGAGAAGGAUGACACAGAUAUGCAGACCGCCAGUUCGGACUUUGUUCCUCUUGUUCAGUAUGAGACCCUGAGAAAAGAGUUUGAAGCCCUUCAGGAGCGUUUCUCUCAGGCCCAGGCUUCAGGAGAUACUUCAAGUGUGGCAGAGCAGCAUGGUGAUGAGAACUCUCAGGAAGGAGGUACAGACUCAGAAAGUACGGAAGCUCUGAAGGAGAAGCUGCACGAGCUGGAGGAGCAGUUGGCCUCUUCCAAAUCUGAGUUGGAGGAGCUGAAGGAGCAGAUGCGUGUCGGGGUGCUUUCUGUGGAGUGUGGUGAAGGGGAUAUUGCUGCAGCAGGUGCUGGGGCUCCAGAGGACGGCCUGAGCCAGGAGGCAGAGCAGCUGAGAGCCAGGGUGACAGAAUUGGAGGAGGAGCUUGCUAAGAGACAGGGUGAGGCUGGGGGUCAGAGCAGUCCGGACAGUGACACAAUCAAACAGCUGACAGAGAAAGUAAAGGAGCUCCAGGCUGCUCUGGCCCAGAAAGAGUCUACAAAAGAGGAAGAAGAGAAAGAAGGCAAAAGAGAAGAUACAGAAACAGUUAAGUGCCUAUGUGACAAAGUUGCUGAGUUGGAGGCAGCCCUGGCAGAGAGCAGGAUAUCUGAGAAAGAUGGAGGAGGAGCAGGAGAUGGAGAUCAGGUCCGUCGUCUUCAGGAGCGUUUGCAUGAGCUAGAGGGAGAACUGAGGAAAUGUGUGCCCCGCUCGGAGCUGGAGGAGGUGCAGGUGACUCUGGGACUCCAGUGUGAGCAGUUGGCAAGGGAGAGGGCGGAUGUGGCUAGAAGGCUCAACGAUGCCCUCCUGGAGCUGGAGAGACUCAGACCUCCAUCACACGGAGAUGAAGACGAAGAAGAGGAGGAAGAGCAAUCAGAGAGUUCAGAACCCUCAGUCAUAUCAGAGCACUCCAGGCGCACCUUGGCAGCAGUGAGAGAAGAACUUGAAUUAGCCAGGCAGGAAGCGGCUCAGGCUCUGGAUUGUCUGUGCGCUGAGCGGGAGAGCAGGGCACAGGAUGCCCUGCAGCUGAAGGACACUGUGCCACUUGCAAAACAUAAAGAGGCGCUGUCUGCAGUAUCAGAACAGCUAGCUCAGACACUGCAGGAGCUCCAAGAAGAGAAAACGCUUCGGGGGCAUGCUGAGGAACAGGCUGCCUCACUGGAGGCUAAACUGCAGGCCAUGCAGGAUGCCAUCCCCAAAGAGGAGCAUGAGAAAGUCAAGGCAGAGCUCCAGCACGCCCUGCAGGCCAGUGAGAGCAGUGCAGCAGCAGCUCAGGAUGCUCUGAGUGAGAAGGAGAUGGAAUUGAGAGAGCUGAAAUCCCAGAAGGCUGCAGAACAGGGUCUGAUCUCUAAGGAGGACCACGAGGCCCUGCGGCUCUCUUUGCAGGCUGAGAUCAAUGCCAUCAUGGCCCGUUUCAAUGAUCUCACUCGUAAACACGAGAAGACCUGCACUGAGGUAUUCCAGGUACAGAGGGAGGCACUCUUUAACAAGAGUGAGCGGCAGGUUGCAGAGUCCCAGCUCGCUACAGUUCAAAAACAACUUGCUGAACUACAGGCCCAAUCAACCCAUAUCCAGGAACUCCACAAGGACAUCCAGGAAUCCCAGAGCCUGGUGAAGGAGAAGGACCGCAAGAUAACAGAGUUGUCAAAGGAGGUGUUCCGGCUAAAAGAGGCCCUGGGUGCUCUCUCACCUCCUCUCGGAAUCACCUCUUCAUCCUCAUCAACCCAUCAUGUUAACCCUGGACAGCAAAUGGCACUGCAGAACAGGAUUGCCAUACUGACUCAACAGCUCCAGGAUUGGGAGAGAAAGCACAAACAAGUGGUGGCUGUAUACCGCUCGCAUUUACUGGCAGCUGUACAGGGUCAUAUGGAUGAAGAGGUGCAGCGUGUGCUACUCCAGAUCCUGAAGAUGACGCAGCAGGGAAACUGAACUUUAGAGCAUCUGCAAGUUUCUCUCCACCUCCAGUUUUCUCUACAGGCAGCACAGCAGCUCUGUCACAGCAACCUGUGGGACCAGUACCCAGUAUAAAGCCAAAUACAACUGAUCUGCUGUCAGGUAUAGCUGCAUGCUUGUAAUGUAGUAACCCAAACAACAGAUAAAAAAUAUAAAAUGGAACAUGGAGUGCCUUUAUUAUAUGGUAUGUGAGGGGUUUAUGAAUGCAAAUGUGACAGAGUGGAUA